Messenger RNA from Durotheca rogersii, 1616 nucleotides. RefSeq names its product alternative oxidase. The transcript is spliced from 3 exons. Gene Ontology annotation, molecular function: alternative oxidase activity. Lineage: Eukaryota; Fungi; Ascomycota; Sordariomycetes; Xylariales; Xylariaceae. Bases 245 to 1315 code for a protein of 356 amino acids. Gene Ontology annotation, biological process: alternative respiration. Gene Ontology annotation, cellular component: mitochondrion. The record is from RefSeq and is a predicted model, not a curated record.
GGGGUGGCCAAGACGGUCACUCCUCCAACGGUAAGCGUGUAAGCCGGGGGCCACAUAUAAGAGUGUUACUUUUCUUGAGGCAAACUUUCUACUCCUCCGCCCAAGAGAAAAUCCAGACAGCCUUCCCCUCCGUCACUUCACCUAGGGGUCCAGAUCAGAAUCUCACGCCUUAUUUACCCAACCCGUACGCUGUAGCCAGCACAGGUAGUCGGCCACUAGGCGUGUCAGUGUCCGCGUGAUCCUCAUGUUGCCAACCGCAGCUCAAGCCAACGUUUGCGCCACAAGACAGGCCGCCUACCUGUCCAGAGCAGCGACCGCCUUGUUUCGGUCGUCUACGCUCGGCUAUCCGACGGCCGUUCGUGUCGGCCUGGUCGUGUCCGUCCAGCAUAAGGGGGCCUCGCGAGCCUUCUCCACGACCCCGGUGGCCACUUUCAGGGACUUUUUCCCUUCCAAGGAGACAGAGCACAUUCGCACGACGCCGGCAGCAUGGCCGCAUCAUGGCUACACCGAACAGGAAAUGCUUCAGGUCGUGCCGGCCCACCGCCCGGUGAAGACCUGGGGCGAUUGGGUUGCCUGGAAAGCCAUACGCACAUGUAGAUGGGGAAUGGAUUUCUUCACUGGCAUGAAGAAAGACCAAAAGGUUGACAAGGCCAACCCGACAACUGCCGUCGAGACGAUCCAGCCGCUGACCGAGGCUCAAUGGCUACUACGUUUCCUAUUCCUCGAGUCCAUCGCCGGCGUCCCUGGCAUGGUCGCCGGGAUGCUGAGACAUCUGCACAGCAUCCGACGGCUGAAGAGAGACAACGGUUGGAUCGAGACACUCCUCGAGGAAAGCUAUAACGAGCGGAUGCACCUCUUGACCUUCAUCAAGAUGUGCGAGCCGGGCUGGUUCAUGAAGUUCAUGCUCCUCGCCGCCCAAGGGGUUUACUUCAACGCCCUCUUCGUAACCUACUUGAUAUCUCCUAAAAUCACCCACCGCUUUGUGGGUUACCUCGAGGAAGAGGCCGUGCACACGUACACGCUAGCCAUCAAGCAGAUCGAAGAAGGACACCUGCCGAAGUGGUCGGACCCGAAGUUCGUGGUCCCCGACAUCGCCGUCCAGUACUGGCACAUGCCCGAGGGUAAGCGGACGAUGAAGGACCUCAUCCUCUACAUUCGCGCCGACGAAGCCUGCCACCGCGGUGUCAACCACACCCUAAGCAAUCUCAACCAGAAAGAAGACCCCAACCCCUUCGUCAGCGAAUACAAGGACGGCCAGCAGCCGCCAAGGCCCGCCCUCAAAGCGCAGGGCUACGAGCGGGAAGAGGUCAUGUAGAUCGGAGAGUAGCAACGCUUGCACGCUCUCUCCCGUCUCUUGCCCAUUCCGCCGAGACACAGGGCGUGUGCACUGGGAGGAAGCCUCUUGUGGUUGUUCUUGUUUUUUUUCCCCUAGGGUGUCACAUGUUCGGGUCCACGUAAACGACGACGGGGCGACGCCGCAGAUAUUGUAUUUUGCGCUGGGGUGGGGCGUUUGGUUGGUCGGCUAUUGCGCUGCGAGACAGGAUCUCUGGGGGCCAGCAUCGGAUUGACUUUUUAGGUAAAGACUAAGGUGUUUUAGACGAUGAGCCCCGGACUGG